AUAAAAUUAAAUUAAAAUUUUUAAGAAUUUUAACAUUAUAAGCAACUUAUACCAUUGUCCAAACACUUUUUUUUUGGAAAGUUGAGAGUCCUACAUUUGACCUUGAAUAACAUAUGACGCGAUUUUGAUUUUCUUAGGGACUCAUGAGAAGUGAAAUUCUGUGUCCCCACCAAUCAUAAAAAAUCAAGAAAUAAUUUUGCUGACCCACUGACCAAUUUCACAUACCUGCACCGAUCGACACUAAUGACCGCUUCCUUCAAAUAUUGCGAAAGAGCCAUUACUGACAUUUCUGCUCAUAGUUACAUAAAUGUGAUAAAAUAAGUUUGGUUUCAUACAGUUGUUGAAGGAAAAGUGAUCAAAGUGUAGCGAAAGCCUGCUUCCGUUAAUACAAAGCUUUAUUGGGUUUCAUGUGAAGAUAGGUUCAUUAUUAUCGUAAAUUGCCUUAAUUUCUUUCUCAUUCGUCAACUAUAGGAGUGUUAAAAUUUUCUAAAAGCUGUCUGGCACUAUAUAUUCAUAUGUCCACGAUAAUAUUAUUUUGUCUAGCUCGUAAAAUGUUUCAUUCUUCCGUUCUCAAAACAUCAAAUUAUUUUUGUCUCCUACAAGUCUAUUUAUAUGUGUUUUUUAUAGAUUCUGUAAAAAACCCAAACACUUUUGUUGUAUAUAGAAAAAUUUCUAGCGAAUGGAAUUUUGGCAUUUAGGCCAGCCAACAUCUUGAGGCGAGUUCCUAAGUACCAAUCAAGCUUUUCCAUGCGACUGUAAACAAAAGACUUCUCAGUCGUUUUUCUCCAUUCUCCUGAAUAAGAUCAAUCGACUACAAUCGCUCGUCAAUUUUUUGUUGUUGUUUUUAUUAAUAGAAAGUAAAAUAGAAAAGAUGAAUAAAAAUUAAAAAUAUUUUUUUUUUAUUUUUGUUUGAUAAAACGUUUUUUCAAGAUGAAAAUUAAAAGUUUGUUUCCAUUCAUUGUCAUUUUUGUGACGUCAUUUGGUACGGCCGUGACUUACUCAAAUUAUCAGACAGAAUCCGAUGGUAUUCGAAUUGGUUUGAUUGCCGACCAAAAUGUCCAAGAGAUGUCAACGGUUUUUGAAAGUUCAAUAGCAAGGGCGAAUCUUGAUUUGACUGUACCCCUUGUGGGCGUGAUCGAUGAGGUGGCAUUUGGAAAUGCAUAUGAGGCAUCUCAAAAGCUAUGCAACAUGAUGACGACUGGUCUUGGUGGAGUUUUUGGAACAACUUCAAAAAGUUCCGCCUUGCAUAUGAUGAAUGUGUGUGAUUCAAAGGAAGUUCCAUACAUUUAUUCGCACAAGGAAUUCGAUCCAAAUAGAGCUGUCAUAAAUUUACAUCCUUUACCAAAUGAUAUUGCUAGAUGUUUGUAUGAUCUUAUCAAAGUUUUUGAAUGGAAAAUUUUUACUUUUCUUUAUGAGUCAGGAGAGUAUCUUCCUAUUUUAAAUGGUUUAGUGGAAUUGUAUGCUGAAGAAGAUGGUCCGUUUAUAUCGGUACGUCGAUAUGGCUUAGAACCAGAUGGAGAUUAUAGAAAUGUACUGCGAAGAAUACGAAAAUCACAGGAUAAUCUUAUUGUUAUAGUUGGAUCAAAGGAAACGCUUCCAGAAGUCUUGGCGCAGGCACAACAAACUGGAAUGAUUACCGAAGAUUAUAAAUACAUAAUUGGAAACUUAGAUCUACAGACUAUCGACUUGGAAGAAUUUAAAUACAGUGAAGCAAACAUCACUGGUAUAAGAAUGUUUUCACCAGAUCAGCCUGAAGUAAAACUAUUGAUAACUGCUUUAGGAUAUCCAGAAGAUGAUAUUGACAGAAACGUUUCUUGCCCUAUAACUCUUGAAAUGGCACUACUUUAUGAUGCAGUCAGGCUUUUUGCUGAAGGCACAAAGUCAAUAGAACUCAAAUCAGCGCCAUUAAAUUGUGAUGAUAAAGAAGUUUUGGAUAAUGGAUACACUUUUUCAAAUUAUUUGGCUUUGAGUGAAAUAGAAGGUCUAACAGGAAAAAUCCUUUUUAAUGGGCGUCGACGUACAAAUUACACAUUUGAAAUCAUUGAAUUAACAGCGGCUGGUCUGGCAACAAUUGGUCACUGGAGUACACAUCAAAGUCUAAGGUUCAGUAGAUAUGCGGCUUCUAACGUUGUCAUAGACACUGGCGAAUUGACUUUGGUUAACAAAACGUUUGCAGUUCUUUUGGCCUUGAAUGCACCAUAUGCAAUGCUUAAACAGUCAACAGAUAAACUAAAUGGAAAUGAUCGUUAUGAAGGAUUUGGAGUUGAUCUUAUAAAAGAAUUGGCCGAGAAACUGGGAUUUAAUUUUACGUUUAAGAUUCAUGUUCAUGAUAAUUAUGGAUUCUAUGAUACAAAAACAAAUAUUUCAACGGGAAUGGUCCACGAAAUUAUGGUUGGGAAUGCUGACUUGGGUGUAACUGAUUUAACAAUAACAUCUGAACGUGAAGCUGGAGUUGAUUUUACUAUUCCAUUCAUGAAUUUAGGAAUUUCAAUUCUCUACAAAAAACCACGAAAAGAUCCACCAAAAUUGUUCUCCUUUAUGGACCCAUUUUCAGGCGAAGUUUGGGUCUAUUUGGGAAUCGCCUACUUUGGAGUGUCCCUAAGUCUAUUUAUUCUUGGUCGAAUAUCACCAUAUGAAUGGGAGAAUCCUUACCCAUGUAUAGAAGAACCCACAGAAUUAGAAAACCAAUUGAGCUUGGGCAACUCACUUUGGUUUACAACUGGAUCUUUACUUCAACAAGGAUCAGAAAUUGCACCAAAGGCUUUAUCGACACGACUCGUGGCAUGUGUUUUAUGGCUAUUUACGCUUAUUGUUGUUUCAUCUUACACAGCCAAUUUGGCAGCUUGUUUGACAAUUGAAACCCCAAUUAGUCUUAUUGAUGAUGUUCAAGAUCUUGCAAUGGAAAAAGGUGGUGUCAAGUAUGGAGCUAAGCGAAAGGGAAGCACUAGAAAUUUUUUUGAAUACUCUGAAGAAGAUCCUUACAAAAAAAUGAACAAGUUCAUGACUAAAAACUCAAAAUAUUUGACCAGUACAAAUGAUGAAGGAGUUCAAAAAGUUCUUACCGAAAACUAUGCAUUUUUGAUGGAAUCAACAACAAUCGAAUACAAUGUUGCUAGAAAUUGUAAUUUAACUCAAGUCGGAAAGUUGUUGGAUGAAAAAAGUUAUGGCGUUGCAAUGAGAAAGAAUUGGCCCUAUCGUGAUAAACUUAAUAAUGCUCUUCUCCAGCUUCAAGAAUCUGGAGUUUUAUCUAAAAUGAAAUCAAAAUGGUGGAAUGAAGUGGGAACAGCUGGUUGUACUAAAAAGAAAGAAGCAAAUGAAGCUGCAAAAUUGGGUAUGCCAAAUGUUGGUGGAAUUUAUUUUGUUCUCUUAGUUGGAAGUUUGGUAGCAGCAGCUUGCAGCAUUUUGGAUUGGCUAUUCUUUGUGUUUAGAAAAGCUCGUCAUCAUGGAGUUCCUUUUAAAGAUGCUCUUAAGGAAGAAUUCGGAGUUGUUGUAGAAUUUUCUAAUGAUACAAAAAUUGUUCAAAGCACUGGUUCAAUUUAUUCAAGACAUUCGUCAUUUGCAAUUGAAGCAAGGGGACUUCAAAGAAAAUUGGAAAGAACUGAUGAAAUAGAAUUUGAGAAUUAGAUUAAGAAUUUUAAGAUACCUACUUUUCUUUUUGUGAAUAAAUGUUGUGUGAAUUUUGUAGAAAGAUACUUUUAAGUAAAGUUAAAAAGAAAUAAAAUAUAUUUUUAAAUUAAA
Messenger RNA from Episyrphus balteatus (marmalade hoverfly), 3738 nucleotides. RefSeq names its product glutamate receptor ionotropic, kainate 2-like. Gene Ontology annotation, molecular function: glutamate-gated receptor activity; transmitter-gated monoatomic ion channel activity involved in regulation of postsynaptic membrane potential. NCBI's taxonomy places the organism in Eukaryota, Metazoa, Arthropoda, Insecta, Diptera, Syrphidae. The transcript has 15 exons. Gene Ontology annotation, cellular component: postsynaptic membrane; plasma membrane. Bases 931 to 3624 code for a protein of 897 amino acids. The record is from RefSeq and is a predicted model, not a curated record. Gene Ontology annotation, biological process: monoatomic ion transport; synaptic transmission, glutamatergic; modulation of chemical synaptic transmission.